Peronospora belbahrii is the source of this 2661-nucleotide messenger RNA. The record is from the annotation of a GenBank genome assembly. NCBI's taxonomy places the organism in Eukaryota, Oomycota, Peronosporomycetes, Peronosporales, Peronosporaceae.
AUGUUUGGAAAUCCACUCACAUCAGACGUCGUCAGUGAUGUUUGUAAUUUACAGGCCUUUGCAUUGAAUUUAUUUGGCCUCAUGUCCGUCUUCUGGAAUGCAGCAAUUGCUCAUUGUUUGCACCGAAAAAUCGUCCAUCGUGAUAGUGAAGCAAGACUCAAGAGUAGGUUCAAGCUCUAUGUACUACUCGUCAUUGUGCCUGCCGUCGGCUGCAGCGUCGCGCUCUACGCCGCCCGCCUGUUCGGAGAUGCUACGUUUUACUGCUGGGUUGAGUCGCGCCCCGAGCAGUUUUGGGCCUUCUAUUUGUUCGUCAUUGUUGCAAUUUUCUACAUCAGUGUGAUCCUCUGGGUCACGCACAACCGCAUUUCACGUGACUUUCGAGACGCGAAUUUGGAUGCACAAGAGUCGUGGGCAUUGGUCACUGCGAAGCUGAGGAUUUACAUAGCAGCGUUCAUUGUGCUCUGGACGCCUAGCAUCGUCUACCGACUACUUGGCGAUGAGCUUGGAUCGGCAAGGUUUGCGGUGGCACUUUUAAUGCAGCUUACUAUGUGUGCUCAGGGCUUGACUAAUGCCAUUAUCUACGGAGGACUCCUUACAAAGCUGUACCGAAUCGUACUGUGCAAGCCAUCAAUCGUACAUGUGCACAAGUUUGUAGCCUCGCCGUCGUUUCCUACUACGAACACUAGCACCGAUCUUAGUAUGGUGAAGCACUAUCGCCAGCCUGCAAAAAUCUUUGUCUCUACUUUCAACAUGGGUGAGGCCAAACUCACACCCGCUCAAUUGGACAAGUGGAUACCGCUCGGUCAUGACAUUUAUGUCAUUGGCCUUCAGGAGUGUCUGCACCUGGCAAAUACCCGCAGCUUGAUUCGCCAGCACCUUGACGGUGGACGUCCAAGGCCAGCAGCGAGCGGGGCUUGCAAAGCAUCAAAGUUUCACCAGUAUAAUCGUGAGAUUGGAAGCAAGAACACUUCGUUGGGUUACCAUGGCCAUAUCGCUAUUACAGUGUUCGUUAAGUCCUCAGAUGUCGACAGCGGUGCUUUCUACAUGCCGCCGGUGGUGCAGCAGGAAAUCAACGUGGGCAAAUCUUUGGUGCUGGGCCGUGCAUCAAAUAAAGGUGCUGUAGGCUUUGCUUUCCGAUACUUCGACACCUCGUUUGCAUUUGUAGCGUGCCAUUUAUCCUCGGAUCCCAAGGGAAAAUCAAAAGUAAGGCGACGAAAUCGUGACUCACAGGAUAUUUUGCAAGAACUACAUUUGAACCUGGAGGAUGUGGGCUUUGAGUUUCCAUACGUGCAUCACCAUAGCUUUAUUCUGGGUGACCUCAACUAUAGGCUGACAAAGCGUGAUGCAAACGCAGAUACCAUUCUUGAGCUUGUAUCGAUGGUGCGACAGUGUGAAACUGUGAAGCCUGCUCCAAUUAAGCGGAAUCGCAGCUUGCGCCGCGGGUUGCUGGGCAGACGGUGGAGCCCUAUGAGCAGUUACGGUUUCAGUAGCUCUUUUGGUCUCGGCAGUUCUCUAGAUGCCAGCAGUGACAGGGACAGCAAUGAACUUAAUGUUAGCAUGCUGGAGCGUGGUGUCAAGAGCAAUUCCUCAGCAUUUGCGUCGUCAAAUGGGAGCAUCAACAGCAUUCGAUAUUCAGCAGAUUGCGAGCUCGUGGACGACGACAAAUUUGUAUGGGAUGACGUGCUAGCGCAUGAUGAGUUGUUAACUGGUAUGCGCGACGGGCAGAUUUUCUACGGGUUUCGUGAAGCUAAAAUUGCGUUCCCGCCUACUUUUCGCCGUGUGCGUGGGGCAGCACUGAACUUCGACGCGGGAAAUUGGCCGAUGGAGGAGCUAAUGAAGUGUUACACUACUGUCGUAGAAGGUCAUGGGAAGCGGGUGCCGUCAUACACAGAUCGAAUUCUGUUUUUCUCUCAGCCAGAUAUGCGUCAUCGUCUGCGGUGUGCUGUAUAUGCGUCCUGUGAAGAAGUCAGCUGCUCAGAUCACAAGCCAGUGCUAGCAGCGUUCCAAGCGCUUGUCAAUCGCGACUUCCUGCCGAUUGAAACGGAACUUUCGACCAAAAAGCUUCAGCGGAUGCAGGAUGUAAAUGGUGUCCUUGAGUGUCGACUACGUUUGAAAUUUGGCAACGUAUCGUGGCAGCCUGAUGUCGAAGCCUACUUUCCCCUCAUUUUAGUAGGCAGCUCUGUUGAUUUCGAUCAGCGGUUCUCGAACUAUGAUCGUCACGGAUAUCAAGUGAUGGUGACGAUCGUUUUCCCCUUGCCGUCAGAAGACAUUUUUUCCGCGCAACGCAAGCUACUGGAGCUAGCGGAAUUAAUGAGUGGCGGCGUAUACUUGGAAAACACGGACCGGCUGCUGUGUAAGACAAAUGUGGCUCAUGUCAAGUGGGCUGACUUCGUGCGCGACGGUAUUACGCACGCCACCUUCGCGCGGCCGACUGGAAACAUGCACGUGGCGAUCAAAGUGCAUGCUGGUACUCAAGGUCCGUGCUUUGGUCAGGGUGUGAUUUGUAUUUCGCAGGCAACGAACAGUGACAGGGAGGAACAAGCAGACGGGAUUCAGAAGCAGAACAAUUUUGUUGUGGAACUCGCACAUGGUGGAAGACAUACAGGGACGUUGUCAGGCUGCAUGAGUUUGCAGCUCGUGCAACGCACCAGCGACGCUUGA